Molecule: messenger RNA, 2897 nt
Organism: Xenopus tropicalis (tropical clawed frog)
Lineage: Eukaryota; Metazoa; Chordata; Amphibia; Anura; Pipidae
Gene: cul3
Product: cullin 3
Exons: 16
Coding region: 185-2491 (768 amino acids)
Biological process (GO): proteasome-mediated ubiquitin-dependent protein catabolic process; regulation of gene expression; protein polyubiquitination
Cellular component (GO): nucleus; Golgi apparatus; cullin-RING ubiquitin ligase complex
Molecular function (GO): ubiquitin protein ligase binding
Source: RefSeq, marked provisional
GGCGUUCGUAUAGUUUUAGACCCCCCUGCAGCCCCGGGGGCCGCAUUGAAGGGAGACCAGACUGCCGUAAAGGAGCUCCCGCCGGGUCGCUGACAGGCCGGGCCCGGGGCCUCCUCACACCUACACCCGCCGGGGGGAGACAAGGAGGGGCCCCGGGGCCGAGUGUGAGCGAACAGCCGCCAACAUGUCGAACCUAGGGAAAAGCACCGGCAGCCGGAAGGAUACCAAGAUGAGGAUCCGAGCCUUCCCGAUGACUAUGGAUGAAAAAUAUGUGAAUAGCAUUUGGGAUCUCCUAAAGAAUGCCAUUCAAGAGAUUCAGCGUAAAAAUAACAGCGGGUUAAGCUUUGAAGAACUUUAUAGGAAUGCAUAUACUAUGGUGCUCCAUAAACAUGGGGAGAAGCUGUACACAGGACUGAGAGAAGUUGUAACUGAACAUCUCAUAAAUAAGGUGCGAGAAGAUGUUUUAAAUUCUUUAAAUAACAACUUUUUGCAAACUCUCAAUCAAGCUUGGAAUGACCAUCAGACUGCUAUGGUAAUGAUUAGAGAUAUCCUCAUGUAUAUGGAUAGGGUUUAUGUUCAGCAGAACAACGUUGAAAAUGUCUAUAAUUUGGGGUUAAUAAUAUUUCGCGAUCAAGUGGUGCGCUAUGGCUGCAUAAGAGACCACCUACGGCAGACGUUGCUCGAUAUGAUCGCAAGAGAGCGAAAGGGAGAAGUGGUGGACAGAGGUGCCAUCAGAAACGCUUGUCAGAUGUUAAUGAUUCUUGGUCUGGAAGGAAGGUCUGUCUAUGAGGAGGAUUUUGAGGCUCCGUUUUUGGAAAUGUCUGCAGAAUUUUUCCAGAUGGAAAGCCAGAAAUUUUUAGCUGAAAACAGUGCGUCGGUGUACAUUAAAAAAGUAGAGGCUAGGAUAAAUGAAGAAAUUGAGAGAGUCAUGCACUGUUUAGACAAAUCGACAGAAGAGCCUAUUGUGAAAGUUGUGGAGAGGGAGCUCAUUUCUAAGCACAUGAAGACCAUUGUGGAGAUGGAGAACUCAGGGCUAGUUCAUAUGCUAAAGAAUGGCAAGACUGAAGAUCUUGCAUGUAUGUACAAGUUGUUUAGCAGAGUUCCAAAUGGCUUGAAAACCAUGUGUGAAUGUAUGAGUCUGUACCUGAGGGAACAAGGGAAAGCUCUUGUAUCUGAAGAGGGAGAAGGAAAGAACCCAGUUGAUUAUAUCCAGGGGCUUCUUGACUUGAAGAGCCGGUUUGAUCGCUUCCUCCAAGAAUCUUUCAGUAAUGACCGUCUUUUUAAACAAACCAUUGCUGGAGACUUUGAGUAUUUCCUCAAUCUCAACUCCAGAUCCCCAGAGUACCUCUCCUUAUUUAUUGAUGACAAACUGAAAAAAGGAGUUAAAGGACUAACAGAACAGGAAGUAGAGUCAAUUUUGGACAAGGCAAUGGUUCUCUUUAGAUUCAUGCAAGAGAAAGAUGUGUUUGAGCGUUACUAUAAACAACAUUUGGCCAGAAGGCUCCUCACCAACAAGAGUGUUUCUGAUGACUCUGAAAAAAAUAUGAUUUCAAAGUUAAAGACCGAAUGUGGUUGUCAGUUCACGUCCAAGCUGGAAGGCAUGUUCAGAGACAUGAGCAUCUCAAACACAACCAUGGAUGAAUUCAGGCAACAUUUGCAGACUACAGGGGUCUCUUUAGGAGGCGUAGAUCUCACAGUAAGAGUGCUUACCACUGGCUAUUGGCCUACACAGUCUGCCACACCAAAGUGUAAUAUCCCACCUGCCCCCAGACACGCUUUUGAAAUCUUUAGAAGGUUUUAUCUUGCAAAACACAGUGGUCGUCAACUUACAUUGCAACAUCACAUGGGGUCUGCAGAUCUUAAUGCUACAUUUUAUGGACCUGUGAAAAAGGAGGAUGGUUCUGAAGUUGGUGUUGGAGGUGCCCAAGUCACUGGUUCUAACACUCGAAAGCACAUCUUGCAAGUCUCUACCUUCCAAAUGACCAUACUCAUGCUGUUCAACAACAGGGAAAAAUACACUUUUGAAGAAAUACAGCAGGAGACAGACAUCCCAGAACGAGAGCUUGUGAGGGCAUUGCAGUCUCUGGCUUGCGGGAAGCCCACCCAACGUGUUCUUACAAAGGAGCCUAAAUCAAAAGAGAUUGAAAGUGGCCACAUGUUCACAGUCAAUGAUCAGUUCACUUCCAAAUUGCACAGAGUUAAGAUCCAGACAGUGGCUGCUAAGCAAGGGGAAUCUGACCCUGAACGCAAAGAGACGAGGCAAAAAGUUGAUGAUGACAGAAAGCACGAGAUAGAAGCUGCCAUAGUUCGGAUAAUGAAAUCUAGAAAGAAAAUGCAACACAAUGUCUUAGUAGCAGAGGUAACACAGCAGCUGAAAGCACGAUUCCUUCCAAGCCCAGUUGUUAUUAAAAAACGCAUUGAAGGACUUAUUGAACGAGAAUAUUUAGCAAGAACGCCUGAAGAUCGCAAAGUAUACACCUAUGUAGCAUAGAAAAAAUGCGUCCUAUUAAUUGAUUUAUUCUUGGACUACAUACCCCUUCGCAUGAACUGGGAAGUUCUUUUAAAAAACAAAAAAACAUCAAAACAAAAAACGUUACACGUUUACAAACGCCAUCUCCUAUAUAAUUACAGUACGUGUUCUAAAACAUGCACAGGAAGCCUACGCGAAUUCUCAACGUUAAACUCCCUUGGGGCCUUUGAACCAUUACUCUUGUAGAUAAUCCUUCACACAGUUCUUUUGGGGAAUUGUGAACAUCCAUCUUUUUUUUUUUUUUUUUUUCUUUCUUCCCCCUUCUGUAUAAUACUGUAUGGAAACACCAAGAAACAACAUGAGAAAAUGAAACUUAAUUUAGAAGUGAAGUUAAUAAAAUUGUUGGGAUUUUAUUCCCUCCCCCAAA